AUGGAGAAAGCACACAAGAUGAUCAAGACACACCUCGAGAAGAUGGAGCAGGCCGCCUCCGCCGCCAACGAGAAUCGCAAGCUGGACAUCAUUGAACAGGCCCGCCUUCAAGACGAACUCGCCGACAAGCAGUGGGAGGCUACCAAGGCCAUGGCCACGGGCAGCCUCGCUCUGUACAACCAGAACAAGAACUCAUCGGACGCCUUUGAGAAGGCUCGGCGCCUGGGUCCCAAGAUCCGUCGAUCUGGGGCCCAGGGCAAGGUGAAGACCUGUAUAUAUUGCUACCAACGAUUCACGGCGAACGACGAGUGUCGCCGUCACCUGAAGCUCCAGCAUUACGCUGAGAUGUGGCCUGAUUGGACGGCCGCCGAGGCCCAGGCCGCCGCGGAGCGCGAUGCUCCUUGA
Molecule: messenger RNA, 405 nt
Organism: Colletotrichum siamense
Lineage: Eukaryota; Fungi; Ascomycota; Sordariomycetes; Glomerellales; Glomerellaceae
Exons: 1
Coding region: 1-405 (134 amino acids)
Source: RefSeq, a predicted model, not a curated record